CCCCAACCAAGGACACAAAGCAGAGAGACAACAACAGGAGCCAACAGUCAAAACAAAGAGAGAAGCCAGCGCUGACGGAGAAUCACCACUGAUCCUCAAGAAGGACACUUUUAUUUUCCUUUGGUGAUCACUUGUUCACUGCAAGGCUCUCUGUUUUCUGUUCUUUCUUUUUUUUCAGCAUCCCACAGUAGAUCGAAACAUGAGAGGCUGUGCUUUAGUUGUUUGUUUGGUUUUGGGGAUAGGCUUGCAGGAGGGAUGGAGCCUUCCGCUCAAGUCCGUCAGUGUCACCUUCCCAGGAGACAUCCUCAAAAACAUGACUGACAAACAGUUGGCAGAAAAUUAUCUGAAGAGGUUUGGCUACAUAGACAGAGUGUACCGCAGUGACUUCCAGUCAAUGAUGUCCACCUCCAAGGCUUUGAAGAGCAUGCAGAGGCAGACGGGGAUCGAGGAGACUGGAGAGCUGGACAAGGCCACACUGGAGGUCAUGAAACAGCCCCGCUGUGGAGUUCCCGAUGUGGGCAACUACAAAACCUUCGAUGGAGACCUCAAAUGGGACCACAAUGACGUGACUUACAGAAUUCUGAACUAUUCUCCAGACAUGGAGAGCUCACUGAUUGAUGACGCCUUCGCCAGGGCCUUCAAGGUAUGGAGUGAAGUGACGCCUCUGACAUUUACCCGCCUCUUUGAGGGAACGGCUGACAUCAUGAUAUCAUUUGGAAAAGCAGACCAUGGAGACCCGUAUCCAUUCGAUGGAAAGGAUGGCCUUCUGGCUCAUGCUUAUCCCCCUGGUGAGGGUAUUCAAGGAGAUGCUCACUUUGACGAUGAUGAGCACUGGACUCUGGGUAAAGGACCAGCUGUGAAGACUCGCUAUGGGAAUGCAGAUGGUGCCUUGUGCCACUUCCCUUUCAUGUUCGAGGGCAAUUCCUACACCACCUGCACCACUGAGGGCCGUACGGACAACCUGCCGUGGUGUGCCACCACAGCAGAUUACAACAAAGACAAAAAAUAUGGCUUCUGCCCAAGUGAACUUUUGUACACAUUUGGAGGAAACGCAGGUGGAGCCGAGUGUGUCUUCCCCUUUGUGUUCCAGGGGGAGGAAUAUGACAGUUGUACUACAGAGGGCCGCAGCGAUGGUUACCGCUGGUGUGCCACAACAAAGAACUUUGACAAUGACAAGACAUAUGGAUUCUGUCCCACUCGUGAGACGGCUGUAUUCGGAGGCAAUUCUGAGGGAGAGCCCUGCCAUUUCCCCUUUGUGUUCUUGGGUAAAACGUAUGACUCCUGCACCAGUGAGGGUAGAGGAGAUGGCAAGUUGUGGUGCAGUACCACUAGCAGCUAUGACGAAGACAACAAAUGGGGCUUUUGUCCUGAUCAGGGUUACAGUCUUUUCCUGGUGGCAGCUCAUGAGUUUGGACAUGCUCUUGGCCUAGAUCACUCCAACAUUAGAGACGCUCUCAUGUACCCCAUGUACGUUUAUGUGGAAAACUUCUCCCUGCACAAAGAUGACAUUGAAGGCAUUCAGUAUCUCUAUGGAUCCGGUCCUCAUCCCACCCCACCUCAGCCCAACACCCCCACUACUACCCCAUAUCCAGACCCUGAUGAGACUGACACUACAGAUGAAACUGAACCCACUGUUCCAACCACCACACAACCUUUGGAUCCAACCAAAGAUGCUUGCAAUUUAACAAAAUUCGACACCAUCACUGUGAUCCAGGGAGAACUGCAUUUCUUUAAGGACGGAGAUUAUUGGAAGAUGUCCAGCAGGAGUGAUGGAAAACUCAGUGGACCAUUUUCUAUUUCUGGGAGGUGGCCAGCUCUGCCCUCAGUCAUUGAUUCUGCUUUUGAAGAUCUUUUGAACAGAAAGUUGUACUUCUUCUCAGGGAACAGAUUCUGGGUAUACACAGGGAAGAGUGUUCUGGGACCCCGUAGCAUUGAGAAGCUCGGCCUUCCCAGCAGCAUUCAGAAGAUAGAGGGAUCCCUGCUGAGAGGGAAAGGCAAAGUGCUGCUUUUCAGUGGAGAGAGCUUCUGGAGAUUUGAUGUCAAGGCCCAGAAAAUUGACAAAGGAUAUCCUAGAUACACAGAUGUGGUUUUUGGCGGAGUUCCCAAUGAUGCUCAUGAUGUCUUCCAGUACAAAGGUCACAUCUACUUCUGCCGAGACCGCUUCUACUGGCGUAUGAAUUCCCGCAAGCAGGUGGAUCGUGUUGGCUAUGUAAAAUAUGACCUUCUUCGUUGCACUGAUUCUUCAUUCUCCCACUACUGAGGAGAAAACACACAAGGAUGAGCUCAGAAUCGAUGUCAGGAAGAAUGUGCUUUCUGGAAUGUAAAUAUUUGUCCAUGAUUGAUGUUUUACUACAUUGAUCUAAGAAAAGUCAAAAGCCCAAUACAAGACAGCUAAUUGUUAUCUUUGAUACUGAUUCGCCCUCAGUCUAAUAAUAUGUGAACUAAUAUGAUAUGACGUUAUGGUAGUCUAAAAUAUGAGACCAAUAGCCAUCAUUUUUUCUCUUAAGCUGUCUAAAUGUGAUUCAAGACUUGCUGAAUAAUUUCUUAUGUCUGACAGGUUCAGACUCAUAACAGUAUUAGAUUAUUUUGAUAUUCAUAGCAAAUUCUAAUAUUAUUUUUGUGUCCUAAAGCUGAUUUGUUUAGUAUAAUUAUGUGUGUUUAUUUUUCAAAGUGGCUUAAGUAUUAAGCCAAAUACUUGCACUGGAAGACAAUGCAUUCCACUGAAAAUAUUUAUUAAACUGCUGAGUUUUGUAUGAAAGUUUUAACUUAGAAUUCAAUAAACAUUUCAUGGAAA
Solea senegalensis (Senegalese sole) is the source of this 2794-nucleotide messenger RNA. RefSeq names its product matrix metallopeptidase 9 (gene mmp9). Gene Ontology annotation, biological process: proteolysis; extracellular matrix organization; collagen catabolic process. The transcript has 13 exons. Gene Ontology annotation, molecular function: metalloendopeptidase activity; zinc ion binding. Gene Ontology annotation, cellular component: extracellular matrix. The coding region runs from base 200 to 2260 and encodes 686 amino acids. The record is from RefSeq and is a predicted model, not a curated record. Lineage: Eukaryota; Metazoa; Chordata; Actinopteri; Pleuronectiformes; Soleidae.